This is a messenger RNA of Diorhabda carinulata, 1173 nucleotides long. Its product is annotated as phospholipase A1 member A-like. Lineage: Eukaryota; Metazoa; Arthropoda; Insecta; Coleoptera; Chrysomelidae. The transcript has 6 exons. The coding region runs from base 1 to 1140 and encodes 379 amino acids. The record is from RefSeq and is a predicted model, not a curated record. Gene Ontology annotation, molecular function: lipase activity.
AUGGUUAAAUUGAACGAAUCACACUUCGAAAUGCUUCCUUAUCCAUCGUAUAGACCAGAUCCGACCCCCACUUUCACCUUGUCGCAAUUUACUAUACCGAACAAUCCAGUAAAAGAUGCCUUGUUUCUACACAAUUUCGUUAGCAGUAACCUAACGCUGCAAGAUUGCGUUUUCAGACCUGCAAAUUCACAAUGUCCAGAUGAAGACAUUUCUUAUUAUCUUUACACCAAUGGAAAGAGAGAACCUGUCGACUACACUAUAACCGAUUGGUUGAGACAAAGUAUAUGGGAUCCGUUGAAGGAGGAUAUUAUGUUAAUCCAUGGAUACGCUGGAGGAGACGAUCAGCUUCCUAUGGUGGUUUUACGAGAUGCAUAUAUUAGGAAUGGUAGUUACAACGUUUGGAUAGUAGAUUGGGGUAAACUGUCUCCACCUCCGUGUUACAGAGCCGGCGUUAACAAUAUGAGAACUGUAGGAAAAUGUACAGGGGAACUAUUGAGCUCUUUAAGAACCGCUGGUCUUCAAACUGAACGUUUAACUUGCAUAGGACAUUCGUUAGGUUCUCAUGUUUGUGGUUUAAUUUCUCGAUUCGUCAAUUUCCGUCUUCAUAGAAUCGUAGCUUUAGAUCCGGCUAGGCCGUUCGUACCUCCCGGCGUAAGACUUUCUAGUGGAAAUGCUUUAGCUGUACAUGUACUUCAUACAAACGCUGGACACUAUGGUGGCGGAGGAAGAGGCGGUCAUGUUGACUUUUGUAUUAACGGAGGGAGAAUUCAACCUUAUUGCGAAAAUGCGGAUAUUGAUGUUCAAUUAUGUAGUCACGUCUGGGCAAUAUGCUACAUGGCAGAAAGUUUGUUCCCUAGUAGCGUAAAAAUGGCUGAACCUUGUUCGAGAAGGUGCCCAACUGGUCCUAGGCCAGGAACAAGAGUGGGUCUACCUGUAGAAAUGGGACAUGGAACACCUUUAGCUGCAACUGGAUCAUAUUGCAUUCAAAAUAAAUACCCGCCAUAUUGUCCAAGGCGACCAGGAGAUAUAGGAGACAAUAGGUGUUGCUUGAAUCCACCGGGAACAGUCUUAUCUUCUUCUAGUACUCCAACUGAAGUACCAGAGUCUCUAAAUCCAACCACAUUCAACAUAUUCAGUUAAAUAGAUAAUAUUCGAUGUAUUUUAUUAAUCAUU